AUGCAAAGCCUGCCACAGUCAGACAUUGAGUCCCUGCAGCAACAGUGCCCCGUUGAGAUUCCUCGUGCAGUGGCAAAACAAGCGCUGGAAAGAUUCCCCGGCGAUAUGCCUCGUGCUAUCGCCGAGGCAUGCCGCCUCGUGUGUUCUCCCAGGCGAGGCCGGUCUAGGUCGCCCGUCCUGCCUUCAUCACAGCUAUUGGUGCCCUCGCCGCCGGUAUUGCUGCCGGUUGAAGAUCGAGUGGCUGAAUUUUGGCGUGCAAGGCGCCAAGUGUUAGAAACCACAGUUGCCACGCUUUAUUCGCAACAUCAACAACUUAAUCCAAGGGAUACGCGCGCAUUAGCUGCUUUGUUCCACGCUUUGCCUCGUGACUGGCCUGUCCAGCCACAUCACUUCUCCUUGUCUUUGGGCUUGCUCUUUGAUCAUGAGCUGGAACUUUGGCGACAACGGGCCGCUGACAGCGUGACUUUCCAAGGCACCAUCAAAGAUGCGUGGAACAGCCAACUGAAUGUCAUGAAGCUGCUUCCAUUCUUUCUAGCCGUGCUGUCCAUCUUUGCAGAAAGAGCUGGCAUAGCCAGGGAAUUCCCAGCUGGAUUUGCUUUGACUAUCGCCCCCUGGCUUUGCCACCGCUCGCUCCACAUCUGCUUCAACCCCCUCAAGCCGGAGCACGAGGUGCGGCCUCGCUUAUUCGCCCUUUUGGUGGCAGAAAGCAAUUGCGGCAAAUCGCCAUUUUUUCGGCAGCUCGUGGACGCAGUUUUCGUCAGUCAUUGUCCUUCGCGUCCUUGCCUCGUGGACACCUUUCCUGACAAAUUCGUCAGCCCCGGACCUGGUAAAGACAAAACGCUGUUUGUGCAGCAAUGCACGAACAGCGACUUUGCUCGCCGCAUGAAAGCAAGCCACGGCCAUUUAUGUUGGGUGUCUGAGGAGGCUUGGAGUGCCUUGGAUAUUGCUUGGGCAAAGGGAAAAGGUCGAGUCGCUCACAGUGAUCGCAAAGUGCAGCAUUCCUUUUUGCAAAAUACUCAAAAUGGAAACUCGUAUGGCCCAAUGAGUAUUAAUGCAGAGCAAUUUUUCGUCCCCACCACGAACUUUGCUUUCUUUCAUGCUGGUCAGCCCAAAGUUGUGCAUGACUACUGGGGCCAAGCUUUCAUGAAGGAUUGUCCCUUUGGAGGCAUGGGGUGGGAAUUCAGGCCAACUUUCUUGUGGCCCAGGGAUCAACCAGAAGAUGACCCUGAAAAUCCACACGUAACAUUCAGCGGUGCUGCGAGAUUCCUGCUCGAUAUUUUUGCUCGGCUUUGCAUGUCCUAUGGCCAAACUUUAGAUUUGAUGAGUUUCGAGUCUGCUCCAAUCCCAGUAAGUGAUCCUGCAGCUGCCAUGUGGUCCAAGUUCCGACACCAAGCUGAGAAAGAUAAAGACACGGUUCCUUCUUGCGCAGCUGGGGCUGUGGGCAAGCACUGCUUUACAACCACUUCCCACAUUGCCGCCUGCCAUUUGUUGCAACAGGCCUUCCUCGACAUCAAGGAUGGCCGGGCCGAUUUGGAUUGCCUUCGUGAUCCCACUUCGCAGUCAGCACCUGUGGCCCUCCAGCCUUCCAGCCUUAGACGAAAACCGGCCUCGCCCGCAUCGCCAGCAGAAGCCACCGGGUCACCGCAGGAACUCAGCGAACCUCCGCCCCAGAAUGCCGACGAGGAGGCUUUAGGCAUUCUUCUCCAGCGAUGCCAGGAACAAUCCCACAUCAACAUCAAGAACGCCAACCAAAUCUUGCCUCGUCGCCUUGGAUUUCGCUCUGAUCAGCAGGCAAUUUGCCGUCUGUUUGAUAUUGCAGCCCAACACCAUGCUGGCGUUCGGGAAGGUAGCCCUGGUGCAGCUUUGCGUUUGCGGUUGACUUUACCAAAUAUCGACUCAACUUUCCGCCAGCGCUUGAAUUUGCAACUUUCCAGGCCUUCCACCGCUGCUGCUGAAUGCCCUCCAAUGGCUGGUGCUGGAAAGCGUGCUAGAAGAGCCCAAGAAGCAGAUGAAAACCCUCCUGCAGAAGAAAAGGAUGCAGGCCGCAAAAAAAAAUUAGAGAAAAAAGAGUUGGUUCCUCCUGUACAUGUGGCCGUGGACCCACUCACCAGCAUAGCCGUUGAACAGGCUUUGAACGCGGCGUUGCAAAACAAUCCAGAACGAGUGCAUGGGAAACCGUUCCAGGUGAAGUGUACCCCUGUAAGCAGGAAAAAAGGCCAUCGGUUUCCUUUAUCGCCCGCCAUUGCAAACAUCUUGAGUGAGUUGUCCGUUCCAGACUCCUUGUGGUCUUCUGCGCCUGCCAUGGAAGGCUCGGGCCAACGUGCCUUGGAUGUGUUAGCUUCUGCCUGCUACCCUUUUGCGUCCUUGGCUUCCAUGUCGUUCUCGUUGAUUUCCUAUUCCUUGCUAGAGGCAUCUUGGAAACGAAACACUGCAGCAGACAAUGAGGUUCGGUUGCCGCCCAUGGCAGGUGCUGCAGGCUUGGUGGCCUCUGUCGAAUUUCAUCGCUUAGGUGCUGGUUUGGUCGUUGUUUCUGACACAGGUGUUCUCCCCCACACAUGCCAUGGCUCCUUUCCAAUCAUGCGUGGUGGUGCCAAAGGUCGCGGGCGGGGACCUGCGCAGCCCAAAGCGAAAGCCAAGGCAGAACCAGCCCCAAAACGUGUUGGCCGCCCUCGCAAAGCUGCCGCGCCUGAAAGAAGCUUGGAAACUCCGAACACUGUCUUGGAGCAAGGUUUUGGCGGGAGGCCUGAAUUUUUAGCUGCUCAGAAAGAUUGGGCGGCGACGCUCCUCCCUGAUCGCCGCAUCGCUGUUCGCCACCAAUGGUAUGAUUACAACAAAGGAUACAAGCUGUUCUUGUGGUGCAACAGUUGCACUAAGUGUGCUACUCGAGGAGGUUGGAGCGCAUAUUGCACAUACAAUCUUGUUGAUCGCACUCUUUCUCGCUGCUACACGCCCAGCAAUGCCCAUGGCAGCUUUGACCAAGUGCGCAAGUGGAAUGAAUUGACUGCCCAGACCGAACACGCUUUAAAAGAACAUAUGAAACACAACCGAAAUGUGUUCACGCAAGACCUCUUGAGCAUUGUCGAGAAGCACCAGCCAGAAAGACCAAUAGAUGAAAAGUUUCUGCUAGUGUGGCGAAAAAACCAUAGAGUCAACACAGGGCCCAAAGUCUCCCACCGCACGUGGCGGGUCUUCGAUUGGCACCAAUUGCUUCGCUCUGUUCCCUCCUUGUCGUCCGUUGUGCAGGCAAUCCCCAACCGAUUGGCUGUUGUGUCGCAUGAUUUGUCUCCGAACAGCACUUCCGUUGUCUUUGUCAAUCCAGCUCUGUUUGUGGAAACGCUUGGUCGCCUCAGUAACAAAGCUUACCUGAAGCUAUGCGGUGAUGGGACUUUCCGUCUCAUGGAAGAUGGAUGGGUUCUGUUGAAUCUUGGUGUUUUGGCUCGCCACUAUGCCCCUGUCAACGGAACAUAUGCGUUCCGAUCGAGUUAUUGGCCUUUGCUGUUUGCCGUUGUCAACAAAGAGGCGAAGCAAACAUACAAGGCGCUGUUUGAUGCUGGGAAAGCUUGCGCUCGAGAGUGCAUGGACUUGGAUUUAGCACCUCGAGUCGUUCAGUAUCACAGUGAUUGGCACACAGGUGAGGAUGCUGCCCGGAAAGAAUGCUUCCCUGACUCAAUGCGGGUUGCUGACUUCGCGCAUUUCAUGGGAGCUUGUGUGCGGCCGCGUCAGAGGCCUGUUCGAGAUGAGACCAUUCAGGCCUAUCGGGCCGGCUUCCCUCAAACCAUGCGCAAGCAUGCUUUGGACAAGACUUGGGUCAGUUAUUUGGUUACAUGGGUGUAUGCUCUUCGGGCCUGUCCGUCUGCUUUCUUGUUUCAUGCUGUUGUUGAAAGGAUCUUAGAAAAAAUGCAAGAGGCCAAUGAAGUUGCUUGCGCACGGGCUAUGCGGCAACACUACCUCACUUCCGUUCCAGCUGCGUCAUUCCGGAUCCGACACCACGAGUGCCUGACUCUGGCUGAUUGGUGGGCUGGACUUUGCCGCCUUCAGCCAGGCUCGGCGUCGGGAACACAAGCCCAGGAGUCGUGGCAUCGUCACAAGCUCAAAAAGCAUAUCCGGCAUUUGCGACAAGAUCUCCCAACAUUUCUGAAAUCGUUGGAAUCAUUCACAUCAUCCCGCUUGGAUCAGCUACGGCUGCAAGGUCCGGAGCUUCCAGAUAUGCCUGUGGAGCCUUUCCCUGACAAGUUCGUCCUCUACGACUCGGAUGCCUUGACCAAAUUAGGCCGUUCCUCCGCCAUGCAGUAUCACCGGACUGCUGCCUUUGAAGUUUUUGCUGACGAGCUUGGAGGUGUGUGGUAUUGCAUGCGCAAAACAUUGGCACAGUAUGACAAACAAAGGGGCAAAUGGAUUGCUGCUACUGACAACAAAGUGAUGAAGCCUGCGGCUGGCUUGUCGCAGCAUCUUCGAUCGUUGUAUCUGGCCUGGGAUGACCCGUCCUUGUUUGUUCCUUUGAGACUCCUUGGUUGUACUGCGGACGGCUCUUUGGAUUUGGAACCUUUGCGUCGCAUCCUUUCCAACCAUGUGCUUGUGUUGCAAGGACAAGUGGCUGAGCAGUUCUGGCAUGUUCAAGUUGCUGAUGGCCGGGCGCCGUCGUACCGUCAAGUUGCGUGCUUUGGGUGUACAACCUUUGCCAUUCAUGGGUCUUGCGAGCACGUUCACGCUGCGUGGCUACAUAGCGGUCACAUCUGCAUGGAUCGGGCUGAAAUGCCUGUCCUUGGCAACCCAAAAAAGAAGAGGCAACAAGUCCCAUCCAUUCUGCGUCCAACCCAAAAGCGGGCCCGCAGCAGCGCGUCUGCUCCUGCAGGACCUUCUGCGCCAUCAGAUGGACUUAAAUCUUUGUUGACCGAACUUGGGUUUGCCUCUUUCUGGCCAUCGUUCUUCAAAGAACAGGUCAACAUUUCCAUCCUUGCUUCGUGGGACUUGGCCGCCAUGAAAGCAUAUUUUCCCGAUAUUGGGGGCGGACCUGCGUCACAAAUACUUCGGGCUUGCAAACAGCGUGUCCGGCACUUAGUUCAAGGUCUAAUUGCAAGAAAAUAUCACAGAUAA
Cladocopium goreaui is the source of this 5094-nucleotide messenger RNA. Lineage: Eukaryota; Dinophyceae; Suessiales; Symbiodiniaceae. The record is from the annotation of a GenBank genome assembly.